This is a messenger RNA of Paramuricea clavata, 2331 nucleotides long. Lineage: Eukaryota; Metazoa; Cnidaria; Anthozoa; Malacalcyonacea; Plexauridae. The record is from the annotation of a GenBank genome assembly.
AUGGCGUCACAGAAACGAGACAUAAGAGCUUUUUUCACUUCUGCCCAAAGGUAUUUUAUUUAUAUCUUGUACUGACGUUCUACUCAAACACUGAAAUAAGUUUUCUUGAAUAUUUAAUAAAUUAUUAUCUGACACCAUUUGCAUUUACAAUCAUUUACAUAACAAAACAUCAAUAAAUUUGCAUGUUUGCAUAAUUGCAUGUGAUGUUGAAUGCACUCUUGAUUCUACAAUCUACAGUAUAUCAUUUUGGAUAAUUAACAGGCCCGAAGCACUGGAAGCAGUGGAAGGAGUAUCAAGAAAUUCGGAUAAUUCUGUCGAUGAAUUAAACGAUCAUCUAGAUGAAGAUCAUGAAGUUGCAGUGAACUUGGAAAUGGACUCUGAUAUGGUAAUGAUAGUAUUCUUUAAAACUUUCGUUUUCAACUUUUCAUAGAUAAGCCCAUCGAGAACUAGGAAAGGCUACCUCGUGAAUUUUCUUUCUAAUUGCCAUUGUCCUAAUUUCCUACUGUCUGCUGAAAUAACAAAAUUUCAAAAUUAAUAUUUUCAUUUUACGAGUGCGUCAGCGACGAGGAAGAAGGUCAACCACUGCUUAAAAGAAUGAAUAGUUUACCUCCCAGAAAGCAAAGAAAAAAGGCAAGAGCACCUCCCGUAUUUCCUAAAAAAUGGCUUUCCAAUCCUAAAUAUAAAGAAUGGCUACGUUAUGAUGUGCAACAUAACACAAUGUGGUGUGAUUUUUGUCGAAGUAACAAGAUAUGUGGAGUGUGGGCUGAGCAAGGAACACAAAACUUCAGGUGAUUAUAUUUCCAUCUGGCAAAAAACGUACGAAUCCAACAUUUUUUUUAAAAUUUUAGUUACUUUCUCAACAAAUUACAGGAAAAAAACUCUUCUUGUCCACAUGGCUAGCAAUGAUCAUGCAAGAUUUGCAUUGGCCCGUAAUCCAGCGCAAUCCACAGUGGUGAAAACCAGGGAAAAAAUGAAAAAACAGGAAGCGCGUUCUUAUAAAUCAGCUUUAAGAACAGUCUACUGGAUUUCUAGUGAGGAAAUUCCUAACUGCAAAUAUCCAAGCCUUCUUCAGUUCCAACGUAAGCAGGGUGUCAAGGACAUCAUUCAAAUGAAUCGAGGAAAGAAUUGUAAAAAGGAAAGUCCAGAAUCCUUUCACGAGCUCCUCCACUCAUUAAGUGAAGUAUGUAAUAGUUUUUUUCAGUUAGUAGUUAUAUUGUUAAUUAAUGUUGUGGAGUCAAAUUAUAUAUUGUAUGGAAUUACAGGUUUUCCAGAGAAAAAUGCUCAACCACCUUAAUUCUUCGCCCUUCAUUGGCCUUGGUAUCGAUGAGUCCACAGAUAGGUCACAGGAAAAGCAUAUAGCUGCUGUAGUUAGAUAUGUCGACUCCAACGAAACGAAGAUCAAGACCUCAUUUCUUAAAUUAUCAGUUAUUACAAGCGGCACUGCUCCAGCAAUUGUUGAAGCUGUCAAGAAAAUCCUAGGAGAUUUUAGCAUUCCUGUGAACAAGGUACAUUACAUUUACAUAAUUGAAAUGAGUACUCAGGAAAUAUUUGACCAGAGAUUAGUGAUCUCUUAUUAAUAAUAUUUUAAAAAGAUUAUGAAGUACAGUUGUGAAUUUAUACAACAUUAAUACAUUCUAUAGCUCACAGGUUUAGGUAUAGAUGGAGCAUCUGUGAUGGCAAGUGAUAUGAAUGGUGUAUUGGGACUUCUGCAGCGAGAGAACCCAUUUCUAAUUGGUAUUCACUGCAUUAACCACAGACUUCACCUUGCUGUUUCCAAGGCAGCAAAAGAUAUAAAGAAUGUGAAUACACUAUCCACUAUACUCAGCACUAUUUACCAGCAUGUGAACAACUCACCUAACAGGCUUCAAAAGUUUAAAAAUUUGGCUGAUGUGCUAGGUGCGAUUAAUCAUGACAAUGCACCUGAAGAAGGAAACGAGAACAUUGCACCAUCCUUAAAGUAUCUAAAGUUCAAGCGAGUAAGAAUUAAUAUAGAUGAAUAUUAUGAAUUAAUAUAGCAGAUCCUGGAGCAUUGAAGAGGGAAACUGGAUGAUUAACUUGUUUUCUUUUUAGAUUUUUGAUAUAAGGUGGUUGUCUGUUGGGGAAGCAGUAAAGGCAGUGAUUCAUAAUUACCAACCCCUGCUUAUUCUGCUUGAAGAAGAAGCUGCUAACGAUGAACCUACUUCGAUGGGACUUUUGGAAAAGCUAUCCUCGUAUAAAUAUGUAGCUCUACUCCAUCUCUUGGGUGACGUCGUGGGAGCUACAAAUCACCUCUGCAGAAUUUUUCAGUAUCGAGAUAUUUCAUUUUCUACAUUGCAAAGUCAGGUACUCUAA